Echinops telfairi (small Madagascar hedgehog) is the source of this 3016-nucleotide messenger RNA. It is a transcript of the gene MCAM, whose product is annotated as melanoma cell adhesion molecule. Gene Ontology annotation, cellular component: plasma membrane. Lineage: Eukaryota; Metazoa; Chordata; Mammalia; Afrosoricida; Tenrecidae. Gene Ontology annotation, biological process: angiogenesis. The transcript is spliced from 15 exons. The record is from RefSeq and is a predicted model, not a curated record. The coding region runs from base 238 to 2181 and encodes 647 amino acids.
CCUCUUGGCUCCGAGCCAGGGCCGCCCCUCUGCCAGCCUCACUGCGGAGGGGCCUGGCGCGCAAGGUCUCUGCUCCAAGGGCCAGAGAUGCCGGGCCCUGUGCCCCUGAGCUGGGAGAGGGUGGGCCUCCGUUGGGGCCAGGUGCAGGGAGUGACUUAGUUUGGGGAGGGCUGGGCUCUCUUCAGUUUCUCACAGUGGCAGGAAGCACAGCUGCAGGGAGCCUUUGUGUGGGGAGGGAUGGAGGGCAGCUGGAGCAGACACACUGCUGAGGGCAUGCCCCCUUGCCCCCCAGGUGUGCCCGGAGAGGCAGAGCAGCCUGCAUCUGAGGUGCUCGAGGUGGAAUUGGGCAGCACCGUCCUCCUGAAAUGUGGCCUUCCCCAGUCCCAGGGCAACCUCAGCCUCGACUGGUUUGUUGUCCACAAGGAGAAGCGAUUGCCCAUCUACAGGGUGCGCCAGGGCCAGGGCCACAGUGAAGCGGGCGAGUACAAGCACCGGCUCAGCCUCCAGGGCAGGGGAGGCACCCUGGCCUUGGCGCAUGCCAGCCCCCAGGACGACGAGCGCAUCUUCCUGUGUCAGGGCAAGCACCCCCGGUCCCCGGAGCACCGCCUCCAGCUCCGAGUCUACAAAGCGCCGGAGGAGCCGAGCAUCCAUGCCAACACCGUAGGCAUCUCUGUGAGCAGUGAGGAGCCCGAGGAGGUUGCUACCUGUGUGGGGCGGAACGGGUACCCAGUUCCCCAGGUCACUUGGUACAAGAACCGGCUGCCCCUGAAGGAGGAGAAGAGCCGAGUACUCGUCCAGUCGUCCCAGACGGCCGAGUCCAGUGGGCUGUACACUGUGCGGAGCGUUCUGAAGGCCCAGCUGACGAAGGAGGACAAGGAUGCCCAGUUUUACUGUGAGCUCAGCUACCGGCUGCCCAGCGGGAACCACAUGAAGGAAUCCCAGGACAUCACCGUGCCCGUGUUCUACCCCGCGGAGAGACUGUGGAUGGAAGUGGUGCCCACAGGGGCACUGAAGGAAGGGGACCGCGUGGAGAUCCGGUGUUUGGCUGAUGGCAACCCCCCACCCCACUUCAUCAUCAGCAAGCAGAACCUCAGCACCAUGGAGAUGGAAGAGAAGGCCACGGAAGACAAUGGGCUGCUGGUCCUGGAGGCCGCUCAGCAGGAGCACAGUGGGCUCUACGAGUGCCAGGGCCUGGACCUGGACACCAUGGUGCUGCUGAGUGACCAGCGGGAGCUGCUGGUGAACUAUGUGUCAGCUGUCCGGGUGAGUCCCGCCAGGCCGGAGAGCCGAGAGAGCAGCAACCUCACCUUGACCUGCAAAGCAGAGAGUAACCAGGUCCUGGCGUUCCACUGGCUCAGAGAGAAGACAGGCCAGGUGCUGGCCGAGGGGCCUGUGCUGCAGUUACACAACCUGACUCGGGAGGCCGGGGGAGGCUACCUCUGCGUGGCGUCUGCCCCCGCUGUACCGGGCCUGAACCGGACGCGGCUGGUCCACGUGGCCAUUUAUGGGCCCCCGUGGAUGCCCUCCAAGGAGAAGAAGGUGUGGGUGAAAGAGAACGAGGUGGCUAGCCUGUCCUGUGAGGCACUGGGACAUCCUCGGCCCACCAUCUCCUGGAAUGUCAACGGCACUGUGCAUGAACAAGACAAAGCCCCACAGCAUGUCCUGAGCACCCUAAGUGUCCUCGUGACCCCAGAGCUGCUGGAGAAGGGCGCCGAGUGUGUGGCCUCCAACCGCCUGGGCAGCAACAGCACCCGCGUCUUCCUGGAGCUGAUCAACUUAACCACCCUCCCACCCGACUCCAACACCACCACUGGGCUCGGCACCUCCACCCCCCUCAGCACCUCCACUGCCAGCCCCCAUGCCAGAGCCAACAGCACCUCCACAGAGAAGACGCUGCCCGAGCCCGAGAGCCAGGGCGUGGUCAUCGUUGCGGUGAUUGUGUGCAUCCUGGUGCUGGCCGUGCUGGGCGCCACGCUCUAUUACUUCUACAAGAAGGGCAAGCUGCCUUGUGGCCGGUCCGGCAAGCAAGAGAUCACACUGCCCCCGUCGAGUAAGAGUGAAAUUGUAGUUGACGUAAAGUCAGAUAAGCUCCCCGAAGAGAUGGGGCUCCUACAGGGCAGCAACGGUGACAAGAGGGCUCCCGGAGACCAGGGAGAGAAAUACAUCGAUCUGAGGCAUUAGUCCUUGGACUCGCACCGAGCUCCCCGCCCUGCCUGCAACAGCUCCUGCUCAGCCUGCUCCUCCGCUCUCAGGACAGUGGCCGGAGCCUCCCACCUCUCCGAGGCCUGCAGAGAAGACUCCAUAUUUCAGAGGCCCGGUGGGUGGGCAGGGACUGGAGCCAUCUGAGAAGGGGCCCCUGAGGCCCCCUCUCUGGGCUCAGCCCACUGCGUUCUCCAUUGUUGAGUGAUGCUCAUCCCAAGGGAAGGAGGAUGCUGAGGACCCAGGAGGAGGCAGGAAUCCCCAGCAGGAUGUGUUCUACACAUGCCCUAGAUAUGCAAAAAUCCUUCUCCAACCAUCAGCUGAUUGGGGGGUGGGGGCUCCCCUGUCUGGUUUCCCAUCCUGGAGGCUGGGUUCAACCAUUCAGUGCAGUCACUAGACGCAGAACCAGGUUGCUCAAGAGAGCUCCUCAGAAUUACCCCAGCAGCAAAGAUGUUGCUGCUGCUGCCACCUUCCUGCCUGCUUCCGUGGUCCCCUUUGAGAUCAUCCUUCCCCUGGGCUGAAGCCACAGCUGGUGUCCUUGCAAGACAUGCUGGGUCUGCCCAUUGUCCCCGGAAGUGGCUGUUUUCCAGUUGGGGCGGCUGAGACUCAGGGCCCUGCCUUCAUUUGGCCGGACUGCCUUCAAGGGACCACCCACAUCUCUGAGAGGGGGGCAAAGGUGAGGCCCAGCCAAGGCUUCAUGGAGAUGAACAUGAAUUGCUACGAAUUGAAAAGGGCUGGCCCCAUGGGGAGUCUGGGAGUAACAGGGUCCUGGCCAGAGUUGGGGUGUGUGUGUGUGUGUGUGUGUGUGUGUGUGUGU